AUGUUUUGGCGAAAGCGUGCCCAGGACUCGUCUGUCCCAGAGCAAACGGAGCCAGCAGAAUCCAACGGCCCAUCUGGCCAGGACGGUCUGGCCGAUCUCCAGAAAGCUCUCGCCGAUGCGUACGCUUCGAAGUCUGCGGAGUCUUCGUCGCAAGCCACAGAGAGAAGCCUUGGCUCCAUGAGAGAUAAGGCCAGCAAGAGGGCCGAGUCGAUUUCGCUGGACAGGUUUCCUGUAAGUAUCUGGUUGCAGAAGUCUAACAUGCUAGAAAGAAAUGUCCUGCCUCACUGCCAUGGACGAGCUAAUGGAAUGUAUGUCUUUGGGGGGCCAAGUUCGCAAUUAUUACCGCUACGGCGACUUGAGCAUGUGCGAGAAACAGAGUGA
Molecule: messenger RNA, 381 nt
Organism: Ogataea angusta
Lineage: Eukaryota; Fungi; Ascomycota; Pichiomycetes; Pichiales; Pichiaceae
Exons: 1
Coding region: 1-381 (126 amino acids)
Source: RefSeq, a predicted model, not a curated record